Purpureocillium takamizusanense is the source of this 342-nucleotide messenger RNA. RefSeq lists its product as uncharacterized. Lineage: Eukaryota; Fungi; Ascomycota; Sordariomycetes; Hypocreales; Ophiocordycipitaceae. The transcript has a single exon. The coding region runs from base 1 to 342 and encodes 113 amino acids. The record is from RefSeq and is a predicted model, not a curated record.
AUGAGGAGGGGAGGGGACGCAUUGCCCCCAGUUUCCCUCAUAUAUUCGCCUGCAACGGGGGACCUGGUACUCGAACAAGCUCACGGCGGUGCCGAAACGAAUCCCGGGCGCUGUGGCAAAGCCUUUCACGUCCAUCCGUACGAGGACGAGGACGAGGACGAAAUUGAUGUGCACGACGAAGGUACAGGACCACGAGGCCAGUACAUGUGCUUCAAGGUUCGAAUCGGAGCGAAGCGAUACCGGAGAGUCGCGCUGCUAUCAUGGAAGCGGCCGCCUCGCAACAAAGCAUCGAGCCUCGUACCACCCCGAUCGAAGAAGGCGCGUGGGGUUGACAAACGGUGA